Molecule: messenger RNA, 462 nt
Organism: Plectropomus leopardus (leopard coralgrouper)
Lineage: Eukaryota; Metazoa; Chordata; Actinopteri; Perciformes; Serranidae
Source: RefSeq, a predicted model, not a curated record
CGCAGCAGCCGGGUGCAGUGUGUCGGUGAGCAGGUGGCCAGCUCCGUCUACAUGGACUCCCGCAGUGUGACGCUGAGAUGGACUCUGGCUCCGGGUCGCUACGUCGUGCUGCCAACCACCUUCCUCCCAGGCGCCACCGGACGCUUCCUCCUACGUCUCUUCUCCCAUUCCCAAGUCCAACUCAGGGAACUGAGGGAGGAUUUGCCGUCUCCCUCUAUCUUCCAGUGUUUUCUACCUCAACCCACUGUGGUGACCACAGUCUACCUCCGCAGGGCAUCCGGACUCAGCCCUCCCAAACAGACAGCUUCAGAUGUUUACGCCAUAGUGCGGUGUGAGAACGACACUAUAAGGACGCGGGUUUUCAAGGCAGAAGAAAACCCUGAAUUUAACCUCAGAACCAUCUUCUACAGGAGAUACCCCGACACUCACAUCUCUAUUGAGGUUUGACACAGUAAUAUUCCC